UAGCAGGGGAGGGCAGGCAGAGAAAAGGCGAGAGAGAAAGCGGCUGGCCUUUGUAGUCGGCCGAGGAAUGCGGAAACGUCCCUGCUCUGUGUCAAACUCCUCCGGAGGGGGUCGAGGCAACAUUCAGCACAGCGUGGGAAAGCGACGGGCAGAGCGAGCUCACCGAGCAGCUCAGCGCACCAAACUCUCUCCGCUUAGAUGGGAAAAACGCGUAGUUGGGGGAAAACGGACGGACGGUAGCCUAGCCGAACUGAGGAUAUAAGCAGUUCUGCUUGCACGCUCACUGAGGGCUUGGGGGAAGAAACGAAAAAGCAAGUCGCUGAGUUGAGCUCGGUGUGCCGGAGUGGCGCAGGCGCUGGCGCAGGGAGGAUGGGGGGUUAAAGCGCUGCAGCCGCCGACUACCUGUGUGGCCUCGCUGGGACAGUCCGGGAUGUAGAAGGGGGGAGAGAAUAAAAAACCCCACUCCUGCUGCUUCUUUCUCGCAGUUUUUUCCCCCUUUUAAUAAACGCUAACGCUUGUAGCGUGAUUUACAUUUCAGUGAGAAACUAAAAGGGGCAAGGCACGUGCAGAAGCGGUGCUGACUCUCCCGGUCAUGGCUUCGUGAAAGAGCCUUUCCGGGCACGUUUUCGGCAUUCCCCGGGGUCGGGCUGCAUCCGAGCACAGAGACGCGCGUGCCAGAAAGGCAAGUAGAUAGCGAAAAAAAAGGAUGGACAAAGAAGCUCUAAAUCAGCGGUAUGAGCCCGUGGCUGAGAUCGGCGAGGGCGCGUACGGGAAGGUGUACAAGGCGCGCGACCUGAAGAACGGACGCUUCGUGGCGCUGAAACGGGUGCGCGUGCAGACCGAGGAGGAGGGCAUGCCCCUAUCCACUAUCCGCGAGGUGGCAGUACUGAGGCAGCUCGAGUCUUUCGAGCACCCCAACGUUGUCAGGUUGUUUGAUGUCUGUACAGUUUCUAGAACUGAUCGGGAGACCAAACUGACUCUGGUCUUUGAGCAUGUGGACCAAGACUUGACCACAUACCUAGAAAAAGCGCCUGAUCCAGGAGUGCCACCCGAAACCAUAAAGGAUAUGAUGUACCAGUUGCUGCAGGGGUUGGACUUCCUUCAUUCACACCGUGUGGUUCACAGAGACCUGAAGCCUCAGAAUAUUCUGGUCACCAGUGGAGGACAGAUCAAACUGGCAGACUUUGGCCUGGCACGCAUAUACAGUUUUCAGAUGGCGCUUACAUCAGUGGUGGUCACUCUUUGGUAUCGAGCUCCAGAAGUGCUCCUGCAGUCGAGCUAUGCGACCCCAGUGGAUCUGUGGAGUGUGGGCUGCAUCUUUGCUGAGAUGUUCAGAAGAAGACCGCUUUUCCGUGGGAAUUCUGAUGUUGACCAGUUGGGCAAGAUUUUUGAUGUGGUUGGAGUCCCUCCACCUGAAGACUGGCCCCAGGAAGUGGGUUUGCCUCAGAGUGCCUUUCCCCCUCGCCCCCCUCAGCCUCUAGAAGACCUGGUGCCUGAUAUGGAUGAGCUUGGAAAAUCACUUCUACUUAAAUUUCUGUCGUUCAACCCAGGCCGAAGGAUAUCGGCUUAUGAUGCCCUGUCUCACGCAUACUUUCAGAGCCUGGACAGCACCAGCAAGAGUCUCUAUGCCCAACCCUUCCCGAGCAAAAAGCCCUCCCUGGAGGAGAGAGCUGCUUGAAAAACUUUCCUUAUUUUUAUAGACUCACUGGCACAAGCCCCUUUUUGAACUUGUCUUCCAUCGCCGCAUUACAUGCUGCUUUUAGGCCUCGUUGAAGUAUUACCGCAAUUUUUGGUUGAUGCAUUUUCACUGCAGCAGGUAACAUCAAUAUCACUGCCUGCGACACUUUUCACAAAAAAAAAACAAAAAAAAAACAUCAAAAGCUGCUUUCCUGCCUGCCUGUCUUCCUUAGCAGGAAGUCCCUCUGCUCAGAGGAAACUCCACUGCCAGAUAUCUGAUACAGAGGCUGCUACACCAUGUUGCCAGGGAUCACUCUGUCUUGACGAAUGCCAUAAAAAUAUAACUGCCAGGACUUAGCUAAUUCUUAGCUAAUAAUUCACACUGCUCUAAAUCAGCAAGUUCACUGCCUGUGACUGACUCAAUAUCAUAUUUGAAUCCUGAAAAACCAUAUAGGUUUCACUGCUAAUGUGGGUCUGUUGAACAGAACCACACUCUAUAAGAUGCAGUUGCACACACACACACACACACACACACACACACACACACACACACACUCUUUUGCUCAUGCUCUAAAAGUGCCCAGAGUCAAGCAUUUCGGUAAAUUAUCUGUCGGUAUAUCCCCCAAGGCUGGUCUUUGUGGACCUUGACAGCACAUUUCAAUUCAGUGCCUUACGGAGAAUGAGAAAUCACACAACUACGGUUUAAGCCCUCACACUUUCGAGGCCUUGAUGACGCUUUAUUAAUCCAGCAGACACCCAACACUUCAGGCUGGUUUUCUGGACACAGACUAAAGUCUGGUUUAUGCUUCAUCAUAAACAUUUUAUAGAAUUUCUGAAAACGAGGUAGUAAACACGAAGUAGUGAUGACAUAGAUGAAGACAUUGAAGUUCUUAGUGUGAGCUCAUCUGUGGAACAUGAUAUUGAACCGCACCAUCUCAGCAGUGUUGGGUAAGAUAUUUUUUCAAAAUACAGUUAUUUGUAACACAAGCUAUUUUACAUAAAAAUUCUAAACACUGAUUGCAUAGAAACAGUUUUUUUCUCCAAGACCAUUUUAUGUAAAUGUGGUUUACAGAAAGUGGUGUUGCAUCAGGUAGCAUCCUGCUUCACUGCUCCAUGGCUUGAUAAUGAGCUUCACAUAUUUAUGUGGGUUUCCUGCAGGUACAAAGGCUUCAUCAGACCUCCUAACAACAUGCCAGUCACCUGAUUGGGUACUUUAAAUUGGUGUAAAUGCAAAUGUUUUUGGUGCAUUUCCACUUUGCUCCCAGUGGAACCUUUACAGCCCUAACCAGGAUAAAGCAGUUGUUGAAAAUGAAUGAAUGAAUCAUGUCCAUAACUCAACUUAUUUAAAAUAUAUUUUCUAAAAGCAACAUCAAGAAAAUUAAACAUUUUUGGCUGUUAUUAAUAGUGUUUGGCUAAAAGAGUUGAACUCUCGACAAGCUCACUGACAUGUUCCCAACUUGCUGCUGGGAAAUGUAGUUAACUAAUAGUCCGGAUUAUCGGACUUUCAGUCCGGAUUAUCUUCAAAAAUUGUCACUGGGUUGAAGCUGCCACCAGUUCCCACAGCUUUCCUACUGCUAGUCAAUAGAAGCACAACUGGGUGGCCCAGUUGGACAUUCAGUUUUGAAGCGAAACUUUUCCAAAUUGUGUUGCACCCCUCCCUCCUCUCUGAAUAGUUUUUCUGAUCUCUGGAUAGAAGCAUAAACCAGUCUUGACCAGUGUAAAUUAGUGUCUGGAAACCUGGCUCUUACACUUCUAAUAAUAUAGCAACACAUUAUAGUCUAUAUCUACACAAAUUGUUCUUUCUACACUGUUCAAUUAUUUUUAAUAUCAGUGUUGAUUGUUGAUGACUUAUUGGGGUAAAGUCUUAAUUUUAGUUGACUUGAAGGUGUAGGGACUUGUAUGUAUGACUUGUAUAUUAUACAGUAUGUAUGCACCCUGUUGUUGUAUAAAUGGAGUAGUAACUCCUUAUGUAGUUUGAGGGCUAACCCUCACUGGGUAGGAUUUUACAGUUGAAAUGAUUUGUUAUAAGAGCAAGAAGAAACGAAACUGGCAGGUGAUUUGAAAAAAAAUAAUUGUAGUGCAUAAUGCUUGAGCAAGUAGAAAAUGUCUAGCUUUAGAGACAAUGAAUGAGGCGUGAAAGGGUCGUUUUGAGAGAUUAAGAGUGUUUGCAGAGGUUGACGAAGGGUUAUGUAAUAACUGUGUUUUUUUGCAGAAAUUCAGGACUUGUACAUUAAGUUUGAACUUCCAUUUCAUCCUUCCAUUUUCCAAUUCACUCAAGUCUGGAUUGAUGAUAGCCAGGUAGCUCAUAGACGUAUCCAGCUUUUUGUCUGGCUCUUCAGAUGAGUCAGAGAGGGGAAGGAAAAGAAGAAGGAAGAAUGCUGCUUUAGAAAUGUAGGAUGUGGCCCAGGAGCUUGGUCCAAGAUGAGGCUAAACAGAAGAGAACAACACCCAUAUACUGUGUCGUAGGCCUUUAUCCACAGGUUCAUCCAUAUAAGCACUGGUGCUUCCUUCAUACACUCAGGAUCUCAGUAGACUCAUUGGUUCCUACUUAUUAGAUAGCUCUGAUUUUACAGGUGAUCUGUGAUGGACUUUUUUCCUUUCAUAGUAAAGAAGAAUUUCUGAUCAAUAUAACUCACUCUACCACACACACUCAGGUCUAUUUAUGGUUGUUUAUGCAUAGAUUCAACAGGUUUCAUAUCUGUUUCAGUUUAAUCUUGUUUUAACAUUAGUGCAUAGUAAAUUAAGUCUGCAAACUAGUCACUGUAUUAAUUCCAAAAUAGCAUAGUACAAUAAAUGUUGCUUUCAGACUAUUUAUGGCUAUAUUUACACACGUUCAUCGGGUUACUGGUAUCAGCAGACAUUAUAACAAUUAACACUGUUACAGUCUGGACUUUUACAUUUAUGAAGGUUUUGAAUCAUUAAUGUCUUUUAGUCUAGAAAACUGGACUUGUGUUUAAAUCGUGAAGACAUUUCACCACUCAUCUGUAGUACAGCAUAAUGAACACGGUCCAGCAUAAUGAGGAAUUUCCAGAAUUGUAUGUUAAGUGAGUAAAUUAACCACUUAGAUGAACAGGAGAACAAAUUCCUCAGGGCAGGACCAAGCCAUCAACCUAUACCUGAAAGACAGGCAACAUUCACAUCAAUUCACACUUACAGAUGCAAGUGUUAGCCCAGUGACAGUAGCCUCAUGACAUCCAGGUGUAAGAUAGUUGGAAAUUUCCAGCUAUUUAGCAGAGCUGAUGAAGUCUUCAUGAUUGAAACUCAAGUCCAUAGAGGACUACAAGACAUUCUGGACACGUAUAUGUGUGGCGAUCUGGGGGAAAAAAACCUGUGAGAUAUCUCAGUGGCUGAACUCUGAAAAACAGCCCAAAUGGGGAAAACAAAACAAAAAAAACAUCAACAAAAACAAAAAAACAAGGUUUUGACCAAAAUUGGGGUUUUCUGUCUCUAACAUACAUUAAGACUAGAAAUUUAACAAAUCAUAAAUAUAUUUCACAAAAACAAUGUUUUUAUGUUUUUAUUUUCUUUUGGGUAAGGAGCAAGUUUAAGAAAAGAGAUCUGUCUAAAGAUAAACGUCUGCCAAAACCUUGCUAACUAAGUAUGAUUUUCUUAGACAGUGAAUGUUAUGUUGAAUAGUUACAUACUGUAGUGAAAUGCAUAUAAGCAUACAAUCCAAUCAGUUUUUACAUUUACAUUUACAUUUAUUCACUUAGCAGACGCUUUUAUCCAAAGCGACUUACAAAUGAGAAAGAUACAAGUAAAUCAGACACUGACUGUCAAAAUGUCCCUGAUGCUCCUGCACUCCAAUAGAGUCGUAAUGACAAGGGUUUUCCCAAGCUGCCACACAUACAGAUUUAUAAUAAAACAUGGAGACAGUUUUGUCUUUUUUUGGGGGGGUUGCUGUUGCUUCUGACACUUUACCGCUAACAUUCCUUCCAGUUUUUUUCCAUGUGUUGUUAAAAACUCUUCUCUUUUGGGCAGUUCCUCAACAUGACUGUUGGUUCAGACAUAGCAUGUUCUUUCCCUCUCCCAAAAUGAGGAGCAAAUGAGGAUUGUUGUUAUUUUAGUGGGCAUUAGAUGUCAAAAAGUACAAAUAUUUACACAAGAAAGUGAUAAUUGUACUCAUUUGAUUACAGCAUUCAUUCCGCACUAAGCCUUUUCUGUCUCACAUAAAGUCACAAUGGCUUGGAAUUAAAGCUGAGUUCAAGGCUAAAACUUUGGAAUGUUAAACUAAGAUAGUAACAAACUAAGAUGUGACAUUUGUCACAAAUAGCACCUUGAAAAUCACCCAUCGCACCAUAUUUGUGAAACAUUAAAAUGGAGUUUCCUCUAUAUUUCUCAUUUGCUCUAUAUUUUCUCAAGAUCAAUACACGAGGGUGACAUAAACAAUGAAUUGAACUAUUUUUCUUUAGUGUUUUCUUUACUUUAAUUUGGAAUUGAAAUAUAAUCAGUUGAGUUUUAUUUAAUCAGUUAUCAAUUUUACAUUUUUUAUUGUAUUUGCUGGAUAGUGGUACUUUGCUUUUGUUUUUAUUUCUUAUCUUCCUUAUAUUUUGUCUCCACUUUAUUUUUUAUGAUUUUUUUUUAUUUAUUGCAUUUUAAUAGAAAUACAUUGAAAAGAUUGUUGUGUGAGAAUGAAACCUGCCUAUUUAGCUGGUAAUGCAUUGAUGGUGCUAUGAUAUAAGAAUUUCCUAAACUUGAAAUGGAAUCACUAUCAAUAUGGGGCAAAUUUGUGUUUAGAGAACCGCAACAGGGAACAUUCAAGAUUUCAAUAUUGCUUUUCCAUUUUUGUUUUUAUUUUCAACAUACAUUUCCCAUAUAAAACAAAUUCAAUUAGGGCCCUCAUGACAUAUAUACGACAUAUAUUAGACUUGAAUUACUUUAUAAUAAAUGGUAAUCCUGCUGAUUCCACAUAAUUUGCCUUAAAUGCUACAAAUAACCAAGGAACAGACUCACUGUGCAGAUCAAAUCUGUACUUCUACUGAAUUCCCCAAUUUUCUGAAAAUGGAAUAACUGCCUUGUUUCAAGCUGUAUCCAGGACAAAAUUAACUAUUAUUGGUCUUUUUUUUUUCUUUUUCAUUUUAGUGUCCACCACACAUAUGGAUUUCAUUGUACCUUGUAUUUCACUGGAAAAUUAAGAACUAUUUCAAGUUGUUUGUGAGAUAUUUUAUCUUUCUUGAUUUUCCAUGUCUUUAACCUAAUAACAAAACAAAACAAAACAAAAAAAAAUAGGCUGUUGUUUGCAUUUAUAUUAUACUUUGUGGAUCUGUGUAAUCUUUACCUAAUUGAUCAUUCUGAUAUUUACUGAUUUGUUUUGUUGCUUAUCUUUCUGCUUAGCAGCAUUUUAACCAUACACAGCAACCAGAAGUAGGUUUUGUUCAUUGAUGUGUUUUUGUGAGUAGGUGUCAGGAUGUUUGUUCUGAAAGCUGGUGUGUGGAUUUCUGAUCUACAUUGUUUAUUUCAGUUACUGUUCUUGGCACUUACCAGUUCCUGAAAUGGUACUCAUAACACGUGGUUUAUAACACAUGCAUAGAAGCAUCGAAAUGUUACAGAUUUCUUUUUCUUUUUUCCAAUUGAUUUUUAGGCCUUUUUUUCGGUAUGGAAGUGAUUACUUGUAUUAUUCAUAAUCAACUUUCAUUUUUGAGAAACUGAGGUAUUUGGCAGCUUUUCAUGGACUUAAUAUGACAAAUGAAUAUCAACAACAACUACAGCAGAUUUCUAUAAUCAGUACCUAAUGUAAAUCAAUAUUAUAACCAUAAAAAUCGCUACUGUCAGUGGAUUUAGACGUUAUCAUUUGAGCUUUUGUUUACUUUUACCACUGAGUCAGAAUCACAAAAAAAUACCUGAAUUCAUUUUCCUUUGCUGCUUCAGUUUAAAGCUUUGAAUGAGAAUAUAUCCAAGAUUUCCUUUGAACCAGAUUAAAGUGAGAGUAUCAUUACUGGCCAUGGCUCUUUUUACCAUUUUAAUUUUAUCCUUAUUUUACACCCCCACCCUUGUUUCGUGCAUAAAUUAUUUAUACAUAAGAUUUUGUAUUUGUCUUAUUGUUUGUUUGUUUGCUGCUAAUUUUUCACAGCUUGGCACAAAUACAUGAUGAAAAGUACCCGCCUAAAUUUCAUGACAUUGAUCAAUAAAGCUGCUUAUGCUCA
Molecule: messenger RNA, 7820 nt
Organism: Ictalurus punctatus (channel catfish)
Lineage: Eukaryota; Metazoa; Chordata; Actinopteri; Siluriformes; Ictaluridae
Gene: cdk6
Product: cyclin-dependent kinase 6
Exons: 8
Coding region: 707-1678 (323 amino acids)
Biological process (GO): signal transduction; regulation of gene expression; G1/S transition of mitotic cell cycle
Cellular component (GO): cyclin-dependent protein kinase holoenzyme complex; cytoplasm; nucleus
Molecular function (GO): cyclin-dependent protein serine/threonine kinase activity; ATP binding; cyclin binding
Source: RefSeq, a predicted model, not a curated record